CUCACGCUCAAAUAAAAAAAAAAAGCUGGAUUCAUGAAAAAGUGAAGUGGGCAGCUGGGUGAUGUCAUAUCCGUGAAGAAGGGUCCCUCGCGUAACGUAAACGCAGCACGGGAUUUCGCUGCAUGUAUCCCCACAAACUUUUUUCUCCUCCUUGCAGUGACGAGGUUUUCUCCCCGCUGCCUGCCCACAUGGCGUGCGUAACGGCGGGGGCGAGUGGAUGGAUGUGCCCCCUUCUCUCCAAGGAAAAUACCGUCCCCACCAGCGUUUAGUGGCCGAGGUGGCGGGAGCCCACGGGGAGAAACUUGCGUGAUAUUUUGUUCCCCGUGUCGUAGAGGAGGAGGAGGAGGGAAACGGUGAAGCAGCCUGCAGGAUGUGGUCGCUGUCCGCGGUCCUGAACCCGCUGCUGUUUCUGCUGCUGUUCGGGUACUGCCCUUCAGUGACCAUCCGGCCAAAGGAGGGGUGGCAGGUGUACAGCUCGGCUCAGGAUGCAGAUGGGCGUUGUAUCUGCACAGUGGUGGCACCCGAACAGAAUCUGUGCUCCAGAGACGCCAAAGGCAGACAGCUCCGCCAGCUCCUGGAGAAGGUGCAGAACAUGUCGCAGUCAAUCGAGGUGCUGAACCUGCGGACGCAGAGGGACUUUCAGUACAUCAUGAGGAUGGAGAGCCAGAUCAAAGGGCUGCGCUCCAAGUUCCGACAGAUUGAAUCGGACAGGAAGACGAUGGUCAACAAAAACUUUCAGGAGCUAAAGGGGAAGAUGGAGUCUCUGCAGCCACUGAUCCCUGUCCUGGAGCAAUACAAGACAGAUGCCAAGCUCAUCUCCCAGUUCAAAGAGGAGAUCAGGAACUUGUCUGGCGUGUUGAUGGGUAUCCAGGAGGAAAUGGGCGCCUACGACUACGAGGAGCUGCAACAGAGGGUGUUAAACCUGGAAAAUCGGCUCCGCAACUGUAUGAAUAAACUCACAUGUGGGAAGCUAAUGAAGAUCACAGGCCCGCUGACGGUCAAAACUUCAGGGACCAGAUUUGGAGCAUGGAUGACCGACCCACAGGCGUCUCCCAAAAACAACAAGGUUUGGUACAUGGACAGCUACACCAACAACAAGAUCGUAAAGGAGUUCAAAUCUCUCGCUGAUUUCGAGGCAGGAGUCGAGUCCAGAACCUACAACCUGCCGUUCAAAUGGGCGGGAACCAACCACGUGGUGUACAACGGCUCUCUGUACUACAACAAGAUGCAGAGCAACAUCAUCGUGAGGUACAGCUUUGAGACGGGCCGCGUGGUCACACAGAGGGCGCUGGAGUCAGCUGGUUUCCACAACGUGUACCCGUACACCUGGGGGGGCUUCUCUGACAUCGACCUGAUGGCGGACGAGCUGGGCCUGUGGGCGGUGUACGCCACUAACCAAAACGCCGGGAACAUCGUCAUCAGCCAGCUGAACCCGGACACACUUCAGAUCCUGAGCACGUGGAACACGGAGUACUCAAAGAGGAACGCCGGAGAGUCUUUCAUGAUCUGUGGGACACUCUACAUCACCAACUCUCACCUGACUGGAGCCAAGGUUUACUAUGCCUACUCCACGAAAACGUCCACAUACGAGUACACAGACAUUCCCUUCCACAACCAGUACUUCCACAUGUCUAUGCUGGACUACAACGCCAGGGACCGCGCCCUGUAUGGAUGGAACAACGGCCACCAGGUCCUGUUUAACGUCACGCUUUUUCACAUCAUUAAAACUGAGGACGACUCUUAAGCAGAGGAACAAACUGUACAUGUGAAGAAAAUAGAAAACAUGGUGAAAAUGAUGGUUGCACUUGAAUGUUCUUACAUUAUUUAUUUAUCUCUGUCAUUACUUUCCGACAGAUUAAAUCAUCAUUAUCAUGCUUUUCUUGCCUGUUUCCAUAUAAGGACAUAUUUAAUCACAAUGUUUUCCAUAUGUAAACAUGACACAUCGAACAACAGCACAAAAUUAAAACAAAUUGAGUCCAUUAUGAAACUUAGUGAGACUUCUAUAAGGAAACUUUUAUAAAAAGCAGAACAAUGAACUUCCAGUAAUUUCUGCAGCUCAUUAUUCUCUAUAAAAUAAAAGCUUUCCCAAAGAGAGGUCUUCAUAUUUAUAAUGGUUUUCUCAUUCAGAAUUGCAUUUAUUCAUGUCCUCCCCUAAUUUAUUCAUAUUUUGAGCUUGUUCACUAAUUGUUCAUUUUGUUUCCAUUCUUUCCUCUCCAUUUAUUCAUCAUUGUCUGCUAAUUUAUUCCUGCUUUUCACUGCCUCCAUUUAGCUUUCAAUUUCUCUUUGUACUUUUCCUUUCAGAAGUUUUUUUUUUUUUUUUGGCACUUGACCUUGUACAAGACAAUGAGAAAUGUGGUAAACCAUAAUGCACCUGUAAAGUUACUGUACUUGGCUUUUUUGUGUCCAUAAAUCUUCUUAGUCAUGCAGGUCAUGUGGCAUCUCAAAGUGCAAAGUUAACCUUAAAAAAACAGAAAGUCUGCUCUUUUUUAACUUAGUACUUUGAGGUUUUGGCUUUUUUGUAACUUGAGCGACAGUUUGUAUGCCUUAUUCAGUGCAGUAAGUUCUGUGAGCCCAGGAUAACCGCUCUCGUGCAUGAAUGUUGGCUAUCCUAAUAGCAUUUCUACUGUAACUGUAUAUCUGUGUAUUUUGUAUCUGCACACAUCCCACUCUCCUCCACUCUAUGGUAGCUCUUAAUGGUAUAUAGAUUCAU
Cheilinus undulatus (humphead wrasse) is the source of this 2710-nucleotide messenger RNA. Its product is annotated as noelin-3-like. The transcript is spliced from 6 exons. The coding region runs from base 371 to 1744 and encodes 457 amino acids. Gene Ontology annotation, biological process: signal transduction. NCBI's taxonomy places the organism in Eukaryota, Metazoa, Chordata, Actinopteri, Labriformes, Labridae. The record is from RefSeq and is a predicted model, not a curated record.